UUCGUCUAAAUAUAAAUGGAACUCGGCAACUUUGUGACUGAUUUAAACGGCAAAAAGUGUGUGAAAUGCGACAAAGAUGCCAAAUUUACAGGCGUCGAUCCAAAAAAAGCGUGGUAUUGCCAAGAGUGUUUCGUUCAAAUGGUUAGGAACAAGUUCAGAUCAUCUUUAAGCAAGAAAAAAAUUUAUAAGGAUGCUGAUGCUCGUGACACUUUAAUUGUUUUCGAUGGUACGCUAUCAGGAACGUUUCUUCUUCAUCAAAUCAACGAUGCAUUGAAGCAGAUUACCUACAAACGUCUUAUGGUAAAGCCAACGGUACUUGUUCUAGUGUCAUUGACAGAGGAUACAGAGAUACAAAUGGUUAUUAAGCGAAUCCAGGAAAUCAAAAAAUCCGUUUUAGAGAAUGUUCGAUGGGUUGUGGCACAUUUAGCUUGCUCAAUGUAUGACGAAGAUUUUAAAUUGAAAGAAAACGAAUGCAAUGGAGUCGAAAAAAUUUCCGAUUACAAUCAGCUCAUAGCUUCAUGUUCUGUCCCGACAUAUAGAAAAGAGUUGGAACGUGUUCUGAAAGAGAAAUGUCUUCAAAAAAUUGCAUGUUCGAUGGGAAUAUUAAAGUGUAUGGUUCCUGACCAUGCCGAUGAUUUGGGGAGGCUAGCUAUUGAUCAACUGUGUCUUGGAAGAGGUGGUUCUAUAUCAACAUUGGUUACAGUGACCGAUAAACGCCCAGACUUCAUGCUGAUCCGGCCGCUAUGUGAUAUCUCUAAAAAAGAAUUAGCAGUUUAUAAUUACUUAUGUGACAUUGACAAACAUUGUAUACAUAUCGCUCAGCAAAAUAACCAGCAAAAAUCGGUUCAGACGCUGACGGAUGCGUUCAUCUGCACAUUGGAGAACGAAAAGUUUUAUUCAACGAUCAAUACGGUUCUAAGCACAGCUGCUAAAAUUCAUAACACCUCAAUAGGAAAGGACGAUUCCAAAUGUUCGUUUUGCAAUGUGGAAGUCGCUGAUUCGGUUUGCUCUACUUGUUCGGCAAUUCGAGAGUGUACAGGCGACCUACUUACUUUACUGUUCUGAAUAAUAUUUUUUUGUUUUUUGUUGACUCAUUUGUUAUUCUGAUUUGAUAAAACUUUACUAUU
Messenger RNA from Caenorhabditis elegans, 1127 nucleotides. It is a transcript of the gene tut-2, whose product is annotated as Cytoplasmic tRNA 2-thiolation protein 2. Gene Ontology annotation, molecular function: tRNA binding; nucleotidyltransferase activity. NCBI's taxonomy places the organism in Eukaryota, Metazoa, Nematoda, Chromadorea, Rhabditida, Rhabditidae. Gene Ontology annotation, cellular component: cytoplasm. The record is from RefSeq and is marked reviewed. Gene Ontology annotation, biological process: protein urmylation; tRNA thio-modification; tRNA wobble uridine modification. Bases 16 to 1065 code for a protein of 349 amino acids. The transcript is spliced from 7 exons.